Messenger RNA from Diversispora eburnea, 717 nucleotides. NCBI's taxonomy places the organism in Eukaryota, Fungi, Glomeromycota, Glomeromycetes, Diversisporales, Diversisporaceae. The record is from the annotation of a GenBank genome assembly.
AUGCCUUCGUAUAAAGGAAUUUCUUUAAUUCUUCAUAAAAAACAUAUCCCAUCUUCUUCCCCUUCAUUAUUUACAAGUUAUAAAUCUCAUCAAGAAUACACAGGUCCUUAUAAUAUUACUCCAAGAGUUGACUAUGUACGAUGGCAAGAAGUUUGUGAAACUUCACAAGAAGCUACCGAAUUAUUUUCCAGAUUUCCUCAUGAUAUUAUUUUAAGGAUACUUCGAGAAUUGGAUUUUACAGAUAUCGUUUCAUUUUCAAAGGUUAGCAGAAGAUGCAUGACUCAUACUCUAGAUCCUUACUUCUGGCAUUCAAUGUUACAACGAGAUUGGAAAGGUUGGCACGAUUAUGAUACAGUAUUAAAAAAAUAUAAUAUACAUCCCGUUUGGAAUGGAAAUAUUAAAUCUACUGAAGAAGAUACUUUGGCUUUAAAACGUGCUUAUAUGACUUUAGCUACCUAUAAACUCUAUCUAGCUGAACGAAAAGAUGAAUCAGAUUCAAUGAAAACUUUGUGGGAAAAAGAAGAAUUUAAAUUGGGACACACAAAAGAAAGCAAUUUUGGAAAAGUCAUUAAACAAAAAUCAAAAUUAUUUCAGUGUUCAGUGAAGUUUAUGUAUCCACCUCGAGGUUGGUAUGAUGUAAUGUGGCGAAUUAAAGUUGAUAAACUUAUUGGUGAACCUGAAUAUGCAUUUGACGCAACUGUAGAAACUAUUGUAUGA